This is a messenger RNA of Necator americanus (New World hookworm), 1179 nucleotides long. RefSeq lists its product as uncharacterized. The transcript is spliced from 10 exons. Gene Ontology annotation, cellular component: membrane; acetylcholine-gated channel complex. The record is from RefSeq and is a predicted model, not a curated record. The coding region runs from base 1 to 1179 and encodes 392 amino acids. Lineage: Eukaryota; Metazoa; Nematoda; Chromadorea; Rhabditida; Ancylostomatidae.
AUGCGGUGGUUGAUCCUAGUGCUGCUCGUCGGGGGCGGCCGUGCUGAGGAAUGGGAUGCAACGAAUUUCCCAAACCCGACUGCUGGUCAAUUCCGUGAAUGUAAAAUGAAAACAACGGCGAAUAUUUGCGAUCCUGAUGGAGUGUUAUCCGAACAAGCACGGUAUAGGCUUGACCAUGACUUAAAGCAGUUGGAGAGUAGAACUAGGCAGGAUGGUGCUCGAACGUUCUGCGAUAAAAAAGGAGUGACGGCGGCGAUGGCUGUUGCUAGACAUGUGAAAGGAGGUUCUACAGAGGCUGUGAAAACUAUGGCAAACGACAUGCUCAGGAGGUGGACUCUGGAUCCUCAAUGCCAAAAAGCUGUCGUUUUUGUGGUAUCCACGGAUGACCAGAAAUUCUGGGUGGCUCGCGAUGAUAAGGUGCCCGUUUAUGCCGAUGAGUUCACAGAGAUUUUCAUGCAACAGAAAACUCUCUUCCAACAGAACAAUUACCAACAGGCUCUCACCAAUAUAAUGCAGAAGACUUGGGAGAGAGCUCUUUCUAAACAAGGAGCUCCCAGGCCAGCUCCUGGUGGACAAGGUGGUGGUGGUGGUGCACCAGGUCCAAGACCAGGAUUCGACGGCGAUCGCAGUGGUGGAGGGAAGGGAAUGGGAGGUAUGGGAGGCGGAGGCUUUAAAAUGCCUUCUAUUCCCGCCUGGGUAUGGCUUGCACUCAUUUUCAUUAUCAUUCCUCUUCUCUGUUGUUGUCUCUGCUGCUAUUGUUGUUGCUGCAAAGGAAAAGGAGGUGGACGCGCUGCUGCAGCAGGUGGCGGCGGUAUGGGUGACGGAGGAAUGGGCGGCGGAGGAAUGGGUGGCGGUGGCGGUGGAGCACCACGUGCUGGUGGUGGUGGAGGAUCGAUGUUCCGAAAUUUGGCUGGCGGUAUUGGUGGAGCAGGAAUCGGGUCAAUGAUUGGAAAUUUGAUCUCUGGAAGAGGAAGACGUGGAAUGGGCGGCGGUGGAAUGGGUGGCGGCGGAAUGGGCGGCUUUGGAAUGGGCGGCGGAGGUGGAGGCGGCUACCAAGGUGGCGGAGCGUAUCCAGCAGCACCUGGGCCUAUUUACGAUGAUAAUGAUGGACAAGGCGGUGGUGGCUUAUAUCCAUCGAAAGCGGUCAAGGAUGAAGGAGGUGGAGGCAGUUGGGGUUGA